CGGACCGGGACCGUGGUCGGGACCGGCGGGUGCGGACGGUGACCGGGGCCGUCCGGCAGCGCCUGUCCCGCUCCGGUCCGGCCUCCAGCUAAGCCUGGAAAACCUUAGCCAAAAGACAGCAAACCACGGGGAAGUGGAGACGUGUGUGAUACUCUGGAGAGCAUUUUUUAAUGUGUUACUGAAGAAAAAUUGUCAUGCAAAACAGCCCAACAGUUUCUUUUGCAUGAAAGAAAGCAAAAAGCAUCAAACAGGGAACAAGAAAUUAACUGCUCUGGAGUGCCUGGACUACGACGGUGGAGCGCAGAACCUACGGGCUUGCUGCAGGAUUUAGGUCACCCUUGCUGUGGAGCACACAGGACCUGGGGACUGAGCUUGCCCUAAAAGAAAUCAUGUCAUCAGGGGGAGCUGAAGAUGAUAUUCCUCAAGCAGAGAGAAAAACGGUGACAGACUUUUGCUACUUAUUGGAUAAAUCUAAGCAACUCUUCAAUGGCUUAAGGGAUUUACCUCAGUAUGGGCAGAAGCAGUGGCAAUCCUAUUUUGGGCGAACAUUUGAUGUUUACACCAAACUCUGGAAGUUCCAACAGCAGCACCGACAAGUAUUGGACAAUCGGUAUGGGUUGAAGAGGUGGCAAAUUGGGGAAAUUGCUUCCAAGAUUGGGCAGCUCUAUUACCAUUAUUACCUGCGCACCUCUGAAACCAGCUAUCUCAACGAGGCUUUCUCCUUCUACUCAGCAAUUAGGCAGAGGUCGUACUACUCCCAAGUCAACAAAGAAGACAGGCCCGAAUUAGUGGUUAAGAAGCUGCGUUACUAUGCAAGGUUUAUAGUGGUUUGUCUCCUGCUCAACAAGAUGGAUGUUGUAAAGGAUCUUGUAAAGGAGCUGUCAGAUGAAAUUGAAGACUACACGCAUCGUUUCAAUACUGAAGAUCAGGUGGAGUGGAACCUGGUUCUUCAGGAAGUGGCAGCAUUUAUUGAGGCAGACCCUGUCAUGGUUUUAAAUGAUGACAACACCAUUGUAAUCACCUCUAACAGGCUUUCUGAGACGGGAGCUCCGUUGCUGGAGCAGGGGAUGAUAGUGGGACAGCUUGCUCUUGCAGAUGCACUCAUUAUUGGGAACUGCAACAACCAGGUCAAGUUCAGUGAGUUAACAAUUGACAUGUUCCGAAUGCUACAAGCCCUGGAGAGGGAACCCAUGAACUUGGCAUCACAAAUGAACAAACCUGGAAUGCAGGAGUCAACAGAGAAACCAGCCAGGCGGGAAAACCCUCAUAAAUACCUACUUUAUAAACCAACUUUUAGCCAGCUAUAUACAUUUUUAGCAGCAUCAUUUAAGGAGCUGCCUGCCAACAGUGUGCUGCUGAUUUACCUGUCUGCUACGGGCGUGUUCCCAUCAGGUCGUUCGGAUAGUGAAGGUCCGUACGAUUUUGGGGGUGUGCUGACCAACAGUAACCGGGACAUCAUCAAUGGGGACGCCAUCCACAAGCGCAACCAGUCCUACAAGGAGAUGCACUGCCUUCACCCUGGAGAUCUCUACCCUUUCACCAGAAAGCCCCUGUUCAUCAUCGUGGAUUCUUCCAACAGCGUCGCCUACAAGAAUUUCACAAACUUAUUUGGACAACCAUUGGUGUGCUUGCUUUCUCCAACAGCAUAUCCAAAAGCAUUACAAGAUCAGUCUCAGCGGGGUAGCCUCUUCACACUCUUUCUGAACAAUCCGUUAAUGGCAUUCCUGUUUGUCUCUGGAUUAUCAAGCAUGCGCCGAGGAUUGUGGGAGAAGUGUCAGGAUUACCUCAGAAAAAUCAACCGGGACAUUGCCCAGCUGCUGACCCACUCCCGCUCCAUAGAUCAGUCCUUUCUUCAGUUUUUUGGGGAUGAAUUCCUUCGCUUGCUUCUCACAAGAUUUAUCUUCUGUUCGGCUACUAUGAGGAUGCACAAAAUCUUCCGGCAGGAGACUCGAAAUUAUCCCGAAUCUUAUCCUCAGCUGCCAAGAGAUGAAACGGUGGAGAACCCUCACCUCCAAAAGCACAUUUUGGAGCUGGCUUCCAUACUGGAUGUUAGGAAUGUUUUCCUGGAAAACACGCUUGAUGACUAUUAAAAGAAACUGUCUUACUGCAAA
Messenger RNA from Hirundo rustica (Barn swallow), 2111 nucleotides. RefSeq names its product suppressor of cancer cell invasion (gene SCAI). Gene Ontology annotation, cellular component: nucleus. The coding region runs from base 390 to 2090 and encodes 566 amino acids. Gene Ontology annotation, biological process: DNA-templated transcription. NCBI's taxonomy places the organism in Eukaryota, Metazoa, Chordata, Aves, Passeriformes, Hirundinidae. The record is from RefSeq and is a predicted model, not a curated record. The transcript is spliced from 20 exons. Gene Ontology annotation, molecular function: transcription corepressor activity.